GUGUGACAGGACGUCCGCGUGACGCAGGAGAGGAGAGGUGUGUUGGGCGCGCGCAGCCUCCUGCGUGUCAGCGCGCUCUGCGUCCAGCCAAUGGGGAGGCUCCUGGUAAUCCCAGCCGGGGUGAAAACAGACCCGGUGCGAGCCUCCGGGAGUCUUUAAUCUGCGGGGAGGAGGGCGACGAGACGGUCACGACGAGUGGCUGCUGGGUUCCGGGAGAUGUGCGCAGCUUCGCCGAACUUUCCAAACACCCAACCGCGUUUUGGAUCUUCGUGAGACGGGGAAGCGAUCGCCCGAGUCCCGCCGUCUCUCCGCAGAGGAGAUCGCCCCCCCCCCCCACACACCUGCCGCUGCAGUGCCCAUCGAUCCCGGUCGUCAUGUCGUCCGGCGAUGCCGCGGAGCAGAGCCGGCGGGUCAGCGUGCUGUCCUGGGAUCAGGUGCGGCGCCUGGACUCCAUCCUGGGGGAGAGCGUGCCCAUCCACGGCCGCGGGAACUUCCCCACGCUGUCCGUGAAGCCCCGGCAGAUCGUCCAGGUGGUCAGAGCUCGUCUGGAGGAGAAAGGUGUAGUUGUGCGCGAUGUGAAGCUGAACGGCUCUGCAGCCAGCCACGUGCUUCACCAGGACAACGGCCUCGGCUACAAAGACCUGGACUUAAUUUUUGGUUUACGUCUUUCGGACGAUAAAACCUUCCGCCUAGUAAAGGAUGUGGUGCUGGACUGCCUAGUGGACUUCCUGCCUGAAGGGGUGUGCAGGGAGAGAAUCACGGCCCUUGCCCUGAAGGAGGCCUACGUGCAGAAAUUGGUGAAAGUCUGCAAUGACACGGACCGCUGGAGCCUCAUCUCACUGUCCAACAACACUGGCAAGAACGUGGAGCUAAAGUUCGUCGACUCUCUGAGGAGGCAGUUCGAGUUCAGCGUGGACUCCUUCCAGAUCUCGCUGGACUCGUUGCUGCUGUUUGACCGUUGCUCGGAGACGGUCAUGUCUGAGACCUUCCACCCAACCGUGCAGGGUGAGAGCAUGUAUGGAGACUUUGAAGAAGCUCUAGAACAUCUCCUCUCCAGAACUAUUGCCACGCGAAGCCCAGAAGAGAUCCGGGGGGGUGGGCUGCUAAAGUACUGCCACCUGCUGGUGCGCGGCUUCCACCCCUCCUCCAAGAGUCACAUGAAACAGAUGCAGCGCUACAUGUGCUCGCGCUUCUUCAUUGACUUUCCUGACAUAUGUGAGCAGCAGAGGAAACUGGAGGCAUAUCUGCAAAACCACUUUGUCGGAAUCGAGCACAAGCGCUACGAAUACCUGAUGACGCUGAGGCAAGUGGUGGACGAAAGCACUGUUUGUCUGAUGGGCCAUGAGCGCCGCCAGACGCUGGCUCUAAUAUCCGCCCUGGCACUGCGUGUCAUGGCUGAACACAAUGCCAUCCCUGCCCUGUCCAACAUCACCUGCUACUACCAGCCCGCUCCCUAUGUCAGAGACGUCAACUUCAGCAACUACUAUGUAGCACAAGUCCAAUCCAUGUCUGUGCGUAAUAAUUCUUACCAAACAUGGCUGCCUUGCAGCUGAUGAUCAUGUUAUAUGCAUGUAUAAACUUAUAUAUAUGUGAAGAACUUUGUUUUACCUUUAAGUUGUUAAAAGGGGAGCAUUUUUCUUUACUUGUGUCCACAACGGAUAUCAGUGCUGGAUUCUGGCUCUGUCAAGGCAGGAGUGGACAGCCAACUGGAGUUCUGGGAAGUAUGAGUUACAACAGGCCCAGUGGAUAUACAAUAUCACAAACUAAUGCAAAUCUUUUCAUUUCAUAGUUCAGGCCUGGCUAUGAACUGCUAUGAGAUUCUUAUAUUAUAGCCUAAUAUCAAGGUAUUGCAAAAACUAAAACUUUAUUACUUUAUUUAUGAAGUAAUGAAUUUGUUUUUUUCAAAACAGAAAUGCAACUACACUACAGCUAAAGUAAUAUAUAAUAAUAAAGCAGUUGGAAUACAAUUAUCUAUAAAUUAUAUUAUAAUGAUAUCUCUGACUUGAGGAGCAAAAUUCAAUAAACACUAAAUAUAUUUAGAAGAACUUUCAAGGCGAGUAUGCUUACUAGAAAAUAAUCCUGUAUCUUUUGCCUUUCUGAUCUUUAUAGAAUGAGAUAUAUUAAAGUGAUAUGAACUGGUCGGGCAAUCUGCUCCUGCAAAGCCUGCAGUCAGUGGAUUAACAGACAUGUAAGUCCUAGCUUGGCGACUUUAGUUUUGUAACAGCAUCACCUUAAUAAUACUGAUGACUGUUGUUUCUGUGGUUUCCUCAAGUGUCAUUUGUGACCAAAAACAACCAAACAGCCAAUUUUCGCUUUCUAGCAAAUGUCAGAAAAGUGUAGGGGACUUCUUUCAUCCAUCUGACUGGUACUACUCAGCAACAUGUAGGGGACAGGUAAUCCACAUUCCCAAGACUGGAAAAUAUGGUUAAUUGCUUUUAUGACCCAAAAUGCCUAAUGUGACUAAUUUGCAUCAUACAAUUGCAUACAGUAUGUGCUACAUUUAAAAUAAUAAUCUCUGCCUAAUUUAUCAUCUAUCUGAUGAUGGAGGAGCGUGUGUAAGUGGUGGGUGGGGGGGGCUUUGUUGCGGAACGGGGGAAGUGCGUGGAGAGGCGCAGCGUGAACGUAGUGUGCGUUGAGCUAAUAACAGCUAGCUUAUUUACACUGGGAGGUUUUCUCCCAGACGGGAACUUUACUGACCGUUUUAUGCCGCUCUCAAACAUCAAGGCAUUUCACAUCGACAAAUGAGGCUUAGCCUGGGGGUGGGUUAGGGUUAGGGUUGGGGAGGGGGCGGCUAAAGCCUGGUGACCCGCCAGUGUUUGGGAAACCCUGAUACUUGUCACCGGGAAGAGGGAGCUCUGGAUUUCCCUCCUGGACCCAUUGCUCUGGUCCCCUGAACCCUGGAUAACUUCGGAUAAUCGAAGACUAUGGAUGGAAUAUUAAUCCAUAUUAAGCUUUAUACUAAUGAUUGUGCCCCAUUUAAUUUAUUUGGCAUUUCUCCUGAACGCAUUUACAACAAUAUAUGUACAUACCUUUUAUUCAUUAUAUUUAGUAUGCUAAUCAACAGGAGAUGGGAAGUAAUGUUGUGUUGGGCAAUCUUCUUCACACUUUAUUUGUGUUUCAAAAAGUUUCUUUGAUUGUUGCCGGGGACUAAACGGGUUCCAGUUGACUUACAGAACUGGUGACAGAGCCGUGAGCGAGCCAGAAUGCAGACUGACUUGUGCUGGAGGUCAACCAGAACGUGACUCUACGGAAUCUUGACAGACAUUCUGUGUUAGUGUACACAUGGCCUCUGUACCUAUUUGACUUUCUAAAAUGUAUGUUUUCACACAGAGUUUGGAUAAAAUCGUCAUUAUUAUUAAUUUGUUGCUUUUCAUGCCAUUUUGUACUGUAUAUCAAAAAUGUAAGUUAUUUUGAUUAAAACUGCUGUAAGAAAAGGGUUGGGGAUAAAAUUUCAAGUUCAAACCAAAUCAAUGUGUUUUUGCUUUGCUGACAGCCUUUAACCCAAGUGGGAGGCGUAGGGAAAAUAUGAAGGCUUUAUAUGUGACAGAAACUUUGCUAUGUCUGUUUAUUUUCUGAUAGAUGGUUUGUUGAAAUGUAAAUAGUUGGUAUUAAGUCUGAAAGCAGUUUUGAGCAUGUUGUUCUGUCUGUGGUUUAAGCAGACCUUUCUGGGGGAGGGUAAAAAGGCCAAAGAAGUACUCUCUUGUGUAGCACGAUAAAUACAGACUGUAAAUGGUUCCAAGUGCCUAAAUAUUAGCUUCUUUUAAAUAGGUGCUAUGUAAGAACUCUUUUUGAAACUUUUAUGUCUAAUUUACAGUGCAUUUUGAUAUCCAGUUUCAGGGGUUUUCCUUUAAGUUUUUCAUUAAAACUUGUCAACAGCUGGAAGA
Molecule: messenger RNA, 3884 nt
Organism: Fundulus heteroclitus (mummichog)
Lineage: Eukaryota; Metazoa; Chordata; Actinopteri; Cyprinodontiformes; Fundulidae
Gene: tent5bb
Product: terminal nucleotidyltransferase 5Bb
Exons: 2
Coding region: 375-1553 (392 amino acids)
Biological process (GO): mRNA stabilization
Molecular function (GO): RNA binding; poly(A) RNA polymerase activity
Source: RefSeq, a predicted model, not a curated record